Humulus lupulus (European hop) is the source of this 897-nucleotide messenger RNA. Its product is annotated as guanine nucleotide-binding protein subunit gamma 1-like. The coding region runs from base 191 to 637 and encodes 148 amino acids. NCBI's taxonomy places the organism in Eukaryota, Viridiplantae, Streptophyta, Magnoliopsida, Rosales, Cannabaceae. The record is from RefSeq and is a predicted model, not a curated record. The transcript is spliced from 4 exons.
GGGCAAACUAGGUCCACCUUAUUCUCAACCAACACCCACCCUUUCCUCUCUCCUUCUGAAAAUAAAAUAAUAAUAAUAAUCUCUUAUUGCUGGGUUACAUACAAUUAUAUAUGUAUAUAUAUAUAUACCCAUAUCCAAAUUUCUGUUACCAAAGAGUGAGAUGAGUUUGUUGUGAAUUUACAUAUAUAAUAUGAGUAAUGCUGUGGUGGCAAUGGACAGUGAAAAACAACCACCAAAUCCUCCGUCGCUACAGCCGCCACCGUCGUGGCCGGUGAGAGGUGAAAGAGAUGGAGAUGGAGAAAGAGGAAAGGAAGAAGAAGAGGUGGCUCAAUCUUCGUCUCAUCAAGAACACAACAAGGCAGAAGUAACAAAGUUAAAAAUAAAUCACACUUUCUUGGGGAGGCAUAGGAUGAAUGCAGCUAUAUCUCAUCUCAAUACUCAAAUCAACCUAAUUCAGGAAGAACUAAAUGAACUGGACACAGUAGGUGAAUCCUCCAUUGUAUGCGCAGAACUCAUUUCAAGCCUCGAAACCAUUCCAGAUCCACUACUUCCCACAACAAAAGGUCCGGCAGAUGUGAGUUGGGAUCGCUGGUUCAGGAAAGCCCACAUCUCACGAGGCCACAAACGUUGGAAGUAAGGACCAAGGACACACACGCACCGAUGGUACUAUUUGAAUGAGGCAAUGAUUUUAAUAGAACAGCUUUAAUUGUUUUGUUUAAUAUUUAAUAAUCAGUGCUCAAAACAUAUUAUUAGACAAUAUAAUUCUAUCAUUUCAAAAGAAAAACAGUCUCACAUUGACAAACUUUCAUUACCAUAACAAUUACAAUUAAUGGUAGUAUUUUGUAAUGUCAACAUUUUAAUUACUCUAAUAUGAAAAUCAUAGAUUUUAAACUUUCA